This is a messenger RNA of Dermacentor albipictus, 1165 nucleotides long. RefSeq lists its product as uncharacterized. The record is from RefSeq and is a predicted model, not a curated record. NCBI's taxonomy places the organism in Eukaryota, Metazoa, Arthropoda, Arachnida, Ixodida, Ixodidae.
CGCGGCUGUGACGCGCAAUAACUGUUUUAGUGUAGCGUGAAUGACACCAUGCUAUGCGCUAAAAUAUAACUUGGUCUCAUUGCGCACGAGCAGGACGCUAUAGCAGUUUUGCGCAUAGCGUGCAUCCGCUAUUUCCUCAAUUUAGCGGGAGAGGCUAACGCUCGCAAAGUCUGCUUGGCGUACAAAACAUGGCGGCGCCCCCGAAGCGACGUCUGCCCACUUCGCAUCUGUCGUCUUGUCCUGUUGCCUCGCACAGCUCACUGAUUCGCAAUAAGCGGUGCUGCUGGUUUUCGCUUCGGGUGUUCAUGCUUCGGUAAUGGACGACGGAUGUGCUUGCCUGUGGCGCAGACUGCUCCCAAUGGCCGGAGGUUGCCCCCCGCCUGUGCCUCCAGAGCAGGUGGCCGAGGUGCGUGCGGUGCGCGACCACUUGCUGCUGUCGCAGUUCUGCAGUGCCGAUGCAGCCAACCUGAGGAACGGAGCAAGCGUGCAGCAGGAAAGGAAGCAGAACAAGAGCCUCUUCAAACAGCAACGAACGAUGCAGCGGAUGUUGCACCUGAACUACCAAGACGGCAUAUGGUUCGCAGAAUGCGAGGACAAGGCCGAACUACUGACCACGAUAUUCUGGAAAAGAGGUGGAGACACGAUCAGGCGCUCAAGGACAAUGAAGUCGCCCUCGAAGAAAAAAGAACUGAGCUCGAAAAAAGCAGGCUGGCACCGGAAAGGGAGCGCCUGCAGCGGUGAAGCCAACUCCACAUGGAGGAGCUUCGAGUGAGCGAGGAAGAUCGUAAAGAAUGAGAGGAGCAGCGGCGGGCAAACCCAGUCAACCAGGGUACCUUUCUGAAAUUGUACAAAAAUUAGUUAAGACAAUAAAGAAGGAUUUAAUACAUUUAUUUCAGAAAAAGCAUCUCUCGCAGAGAACGCACACCCAAUAAUACGUCGUACUACGCCUGCAGGUCGCCUUUGCCGGGCAGCAAUGCUCAAGUAGAUAUGUGCCAAGACUCGGCCUCAAGUAAGCGUGGAGGUUGGGUGGCUGUGUACCUUAAUAAAUGACUUUCGUUUUUAUGCAUGCAGGCACGGCCGUUCAUGAGACUGACAGCGACUCUAUACAUGCGGGGAACAUUUUGAAGCAGAAGUUCUUGAGUUUUUUUUUUUGAAAUCUGGAAAA